GCCAUUGGUGGUGUUUCUCAUAAUGUCCGACCCGGAAAUCACAACCGCAACCACAUCGGUCUAGGGCUCUGCUCCUCCGCCCAUGGAAGCUCAGUCUCCGCUCAACCAAACCUUGUGUUCCCAAUCCAUCUCUUUCAGCGUAUGGCCCCCCACCCAGCGCACCCGCGAUGCCGUCAUUCAUCGCUUAAUCGAGACCCUUUCUACGCCCUCCGUCCUCUCCAAGAGGUACGGUACUUUGUCCCCCGAAGACGCCUCUGCUGCUGCCCGCCGAAUUGAGGACGAGGCUUUCUCCACCGCUGCUGCUUCUGCCUCUCUCGACGAUUACGGUAUCGAGAUUAUUCAGCUCUACUCUAAGGAGAUCAGCAGGCUCAUGCUUGACACUGUCAAGGCCACAGCUGCUCUAGAUAAUGACGCCACCAAGACGCCCGACUCUGCCAUGCCGGGCGUCUCUGCUACUGAGUCUAAGUCUCAGUCUCCAUCCUUAUGAGGUUUGAUGUUCCAUGUGUUCUCAGGCUGUCGUGUCUGCUGGCAUUGAGGGUUUGAGCCUGAUUGUCUGUGUUGGCAAUCUUUGUUCUGGAGUCUUUCUGUGAACAUCCUUACAUUUCCCAUUGUCUCGAUUUGCUUCCCUUAUGAUUGACAUAAUUUUCGUGUACGCAGCCUGCCAUUGCUGCUUCAAUCAUUGAUUCUCUAUGUCGUGCUUUUGUCUUUGAAUUCCUCGCUAGAUUUUCUUUAGCCAGUUGAUUGAUUUUUUUCAAUUAAUUUUCUCCAAUCCAUCAAACUAAAAAAAGUGAAAUUGAGGAGAUGAGCAUCGAGUGAUGAAACUUACUCUGAAAUGUUGACAUUCUAAAAAAUCUUUCUGAAUUUCAAAUUGAAAAGAAAGUAUUAAAAUAUGCUUCUGUUUAAUUUCAACACUCAGGUCAGUCUGGCAAAUUUGCGUAAAGGGAAUAUUCAUUACCUUACCUCUAUUAUGGUCGUGUGUGUGUUUUGUGACUCUCGCUGCAUUCCAUCCAAUUAUGUUUUGCAAACCACCGUAUGUAUUAGCAGGCUGUGAUGUUUUACAAAUCAAUGAUAGUUCGAAUGUUUAUUGCAUUUUCUAUUCUUUUUUCAAGUGACGCCAAAUAUCUAAGAACAAUUUAUGGUAGAGAAAAUAGAUUUCCUUCUCAAAUGCCUUCUGUACGCCCAAGAGGCUUCUUAUAUAAUAGCUUAUAACUGCAGAUCACUCACAGUCUCUAGGUUAUGAACUCGACCUCACAUAUUGAGCCUUGUACAUAUGCAAUACUCUUAUCAAUUUGAUCUAUUUCUGUAGAAUGGUUCAUGCUUCAAGAUGUAAAUUGUUGUAUCGCUUCUGCUUGUUUAGUUUGAUACAUUAUGCUGUUGUUGAGCUUAAGGGGAUCUUGAGUCCGCACUAGCUGUCUAUCAAGAAUGGGGUUCAUAGUGUUCUUCAGGCACUUAAAAGUUGAUGGGUGAUUACUUCGUAACCGCGACUAUAUCUAUUAUCUAAAUGGUCGGCUAUAAUGUUUUUUAUAUGUCACCCAAACAAAGUUCCGUCUGACAAUAUUUUUUACCUGUUUAUUUUCACAUCCUAAAGGUAGGUUGACUUAUAUGGAUAAAAGUUUCUUUUACUCUAAAAGAUAUAUAAGUCAUAUAGCUGCAACUUCUUUAGUUUAUCUAUGCCUCGCGUUGAAACCUUAGACUAACAUUUGCACACUUCAUUUACCUUGUUUGUGGUUUACGCUGUUCAGAGUUCUUAUCAUUUUUUU
Molecule: messenger RNA, 1760 nt
Organism: Neltuma alba
Lineage: Eukaryota; Viridiplantae; Streptophyta; Magnoliopsida; Fabales; Fabaceae
Product: MFP1 attachment factor 1-like
Exons: 1
Coding region: 83-487 (134 amino acids)
Biological process (GO): mitotic cell cycle; lateral root development
Source: RefSeq, a predicted model, not a curated record